This is a messenger RNA of Cheilinus undulatus (humphead wrasse), 2788 nucleotides long. RefSeq names its product membrane-spanning 4-domains subfamily A member 4A-like. The record is from RefSeq and is a predicted model, not a curated record. Gene Ontology annotation, cellular component: membrane. The coding region runs from base 157 to 900 and encodes 247 amino acids. The transcript has 7 exons. NCBI's taxonomy places the organism in Eukaryota, Metazoa, Chordata, Actinopteri, Labriformes, Labridae.
GCACGAUUAAGCAACGCCCCAGUCUGAGAAGAAGGGCGAUGUUUUGGUUUAUGUGGUAUUUAUUUUAGAAAUCUUGAACAUUUACAGCAAAUUUGAAGUAGGAUUUCUUUGUUUUCAUCUCUGCCAUUGUCCGUCUUGUCUCCAGGAGCAGGCAGGAUGUCUGUGAGCAGGACCACAGCUGAUGGGGUCACUGUGAUCACUUUGACCUCAGACCCCAAAAGCCUUUGUCCCCCUUUUUGCCAAGUCAUUAAAAAUCUUUGCUACAGUCCUCCAUGCUUCUCCUUAUCUCAGGACCUGCGGAGGGUCCAGGGAGCUUCUCAGUCAAUACUGGGGGCUCUGCAAAUUCUGAUUGGCUUGCUGAACAUUGCUUUGGGUGCAAUCGUCAUCUGCAAUACCCCGUUAUGGCCCGGCUAUGACUACAUAUUUCCUUUCUGGAUAGGAGGAAUGUUCAUUUUAUUUGGUGGCAUGUGCAUCUUGUCUGAAAAGCACCCCAGUCCUUGUGUGGCCGUCCUUAAUGUGAUUCUGAAUCUAUCAGGAGCUGGUUUUGCCAUCGCAGGCAUCAUUCUCAACAGCAUCAAUUUAGCCAUUGCUGCGUUUUGGCUUUGUGAACAAGACUUCAACGAUGACUCUGGGUUCUAUGGAGACGCAACUCCGUCUCCUCGGGAGAACACCAUGACCGACAAAUGCCUCAUAGCAGAAGAGUUCUUCCUGGGGCUCUAUAGAGGCAUUUUUGCCUUGAUGAUUGCCCUGUCAGUCCUGGAGUUCUUCAUCACCAUCAGCUCUGCCGUGCUGGGGAUCAAGGCUCUGUGCAGCACCAAAAUGGGACAAAACAAGAGCCCUGAUGAGCAAGAACACUACCAAAAGCUGCAGAAGGAUGUCACCAGUAACCCUGUGGCCUGAAGCAAAAUCUCCUCCAUGUGCCAUCAGUUAAAGGACACUACAGUAUAAUCCUAUGCAUUUAUAUCAUUGACCUAACUAUACGUAGCAGAAAUGAGUUACAAAAAUUCAGUAUGUUUAGUCUUUACUGCACUUCUCUUUCCUUUCUGCUUAAAAUGUUUGCACUUAUAUUUUAGAGAAUUUUAAAUGCUGUGCACUUUAUAAGACGUGAUGCUCUCCCUUUAAUUCUCUCUUAUUUUUUUAAUGACAUACACAUGAGGACAAAAUUAUUAGCCCCCCUAUGAAAAUUUGAGUUUUCCUCGAGAUUUUCCCAAGUGCUGUUAAACAGAGAGUUUUUAACACCGCUUCUCCAAACAUCCUAGUUUUAUUUUGAUACAUUAUUUUACUUUGCACUCAAAAACAAAAGUAUUUUACUAAACCCAAAAACUACCAGGGUCUAAAUUGUUAGCCCCCUUCAGAACUGACUUUUUAGUCAAGCCAAAGCAAAAACCACUGUUACUCAAUGAUGUGCCUUCAGUUUACAAUGCUCAAAGCUUUUAAAUCAAGUUAAAACCAGCAGUUAUUUCCCAGUUUACACACAUUAUAAAAGCCUCUGAAAGGGUUUGAGCUGUAACUUGAGAAGGCACCGGGCCAUAAACAAAAGAAAUCGGUUUAGAAGUGAGAAAAAGAAUUGUCCAUGCUCACAAAGCAGGAGAAGGAGCUACAAAAUUAUUACAGCGUUUCCAAGCAUAAAGAGCUGGAGUGAGAAGUAAAAUCAAGAAAUUCAGAGAGCCACACAGUCUAGACCAAGCCUGGCAGAGAGAGGAAGAGAAAGAUUUCAAAGACUCUGGAAAAAAAUGGUGAGAGAUGUGUCCAAAGACCCCAGAACAACUGCCAAGAUACUAGUGAAGGACUUAGCCAAGUCAGGAACUGUAGUCUCUGAGAAGACCAUCACUAGAGCCCUGCACAGGAAUGGACUGGGAGGUUGCAGACCAAGAAAAACUCCCCUUUAGCAGAAGACCUUCAAACCAGACUGAAGUCUGGUAAGGACAACCUGGAGAAGGAUUAUGAAUCCUGGAAGUGUGUCCUUUGGUUAAAUUAAACUAAACUAGAGCUCUUUGGCCAGAGAGACAUUGGUGAUGUUUAGAGAAAGAAGGGAGAGGCCAUGAAGAAAGAAGGAUAUGUGGAGAUUUGAAGGAAAACCUUAGCAAGUCAGCAGCAAGACUGGGUCUAUGCUGUCACUUUUUCUACCAUCACGACAACAACCCAACAUAUACGUCACUCUUGGUGAGGAACUACCUUCAGAAGGCCAAAGUGAGCGUUAUUGAGUGGCCUGCACAAAGCCCUGACUUAACUCCCAUUGGAAAUCUGUGGGGUGAACUGAAGACGAAGGUCCAUGCCAGAAGGUCGUGAAAUCUGGAGGAGCUUGAGAGACUGACCAAAGAAGAACGGGCUGGGAUUCUUCAGGAGACGUGUCAGAGACUUGUUGAAAACUACAACAAAUGACUGCAGGCUGUUAUUCAGCAAAACGGAGACACAGCUGACUGUUAGCGAGGGGGGCUAAUAAUUUAGACCCUGGUAGUUCUUGUUUUUUGUGGAAUAUUUUCAUUUCUAUGUGCAAAGUAAAAUAAUUUCAGCCUCCAAAAUAAAACUAGGAUGUUUGAAAAAGCUGUGUUAAAAAUUCUUUGCUGUGUUUAUCAGCACUUGAAAAAUAUGUUUAAAUCAAUGACAUUUUCAUUGGGGUGAAUAAUUUUGUCCUCAUGUAUAUGUCUAAUAUUUUAUAAGUCAUCUAUUAAGCAGUGUGCCUUAUGGGUAGUAGGUUGUUAGCUGAAAAGAUGUGUCAAUCAUGUAGGUUACAUUGUUUUUAUUUUGUAGAAGUUAUCCAUUUGGAAAAUAAAGACCUCCAAAGAUA